AUGUUUAAAGCAGAGGAAAAUGUGAGACGUAUCGCUGAUAUGUAGGAACAGCAGCAGUCAGAGCUAUUAGCCAGAAUCAAUGAAUUGCUAAUAAAUGGCGGAUACUUUAGAGCCAGACUGAAUAUUGAUCCAUUUGAUAAGAUUCUUGGAGGCAUGUGUUGGUCCAUCGCUGGUAGCAACUAUGAUAUAGAUAUUGAAUUCUAAGAUGACCUUAUUAUGGGUCAGAAAAUUAAACUCUCUGAAAAAGUAGUGGCUAGUUUAAAGAUAAUGGAGUGCCCACUUCAAAUAUUCCCUCAUUAGAUUCAAGGUCUUGAUUACUCUAAAAUUUACCCAGUACUACAAUGGCUAAUCAGAAAACUUAUGGAAUCCAGAGAUACUAGAGGUGAGAGAAAUAAGAAGCAAGGUAUCUUAAACUACAAUCUAAAAUACAGUGAGUCACAAAAUUAAGAAGGCUAAGAGGGCUAACAGAAGGUAAAUAAUGAAAAUAAAGAGAAAGAUAUCUAAAAGAUGAAAGAAAUAGUAUUCAGAGGGAAGCCCAGAAGAGUUUUCAAAAGUAAUAGAACAAGAGAUGUUGCCUUCCAUGACCCAAAAAGAGUUCACACAGCACUAAGAGAAUUCAAUGAUCUCUCAGCAAACAAAGUAUUCCAAGCCAUCAUUGACUAGAUUGCAUAAUUUGAACUUGAAGAAAAGGCACAAAGGUAGCAGCUAGUGAAACAAGGAAAACUUUAGGGCUAAGAUCCUAAUCAACCAUCAGGCUCGUAUAAUUUACAAGAAUAAACUUAGGAGGAAGUAAUAGCUAAUGUUGAGAGAAUGCUGGCAAACGAAAAGUUAUCUCAAAAAAACUUUGCUAAAGCAUCAGCCGCUCAAGAAUUCGAUCUCAAUGAAGGUAUUGUUCAAGUGAAAUAGACAAAGUAAAAUAUAAUGGGAAAUCUUCAAUAGUAGCAAUAAAAUCUUUCACAAUUUGAAACAAUGCAAGAAUAGUUUAGUUAAUAACAGUAAGUUCAAAGAGGUACUACUAAGUAGAUAGUUAAAUCUGGGGAACAACAGUAUUAAGCCUCAGAAUCGUAAGUGCAAUAAAACGAAGGACUCUAAGCUAUUGAAGAGUAAGAAGAGCAAGUUUUAGACUAAGACAUCUCAUUAAUAAGAAGAAGAACUAUUGCUGUAAGAGCAGAUAAUGUUAGUGAUGUAUUCAUGCAAAACAUCGAAUAAAUCUCAGAAACUGUGAAUGGAUUCUAAAAGCUUUCUGAAGAGUCUUUCCAAAAUGAUGCUGCUUUUUAUUUCUAAAGCGAAAAGGAUAAUUAUGAAAAGCAAAUUGAAAAGCUUAAGAAUAGAGUACAGAAAUCAUCAGUUCAAAGAUAGGAACUUUAAUCGAUGGUUGUUGUGCUACAACAGGAAGUUGACUCAAUGGAAUACGAAAGAGAACAAUAUCAUUAAUAGGUUUAAUCAAUAUAAGGCGAGGCUGAAUAAAUUGAUUAAACUAUUGAAAGAAGCACUGUAAAAGAGCAUGAAAUCAUGGUCGUAACUGCUUUAAUUGAUGAGAAAGCUAGACUAAAUGAGGAGAAACUCUAGCUUAAGAAAAAUUGUAGAGAUGAAAAGGCUAAACUAGACCAAGAACUCGAGAAGAUGAAAAAAAGAAGAGAAGAGAUGGAGAAAGAUGAGCACUCAGAAAUUUUAAGAUAAAUUGAUCAAGAAUUUGAUUUUGAACACUCUAAAUUGCUCGAACAAAGGAAAUAAAUUGCAGAUAUUAAUAGAAACAUCACUGUGUUGCAGAGAAAAAUUGAGAACUGUCCAUCAAAGAUUGAAAUUACUCAAUUCCACAAGAGAUUAGUUGAGCUCUUUGAUAACUUGAAUCUUAAGUACAAUUCUUGGUUAAAUGAUUGUUAGUUUGAUUAUUUGAGAGAAAUCAAUGAUACCUAUAAAGCAAGCAAACACAAGAAAGAGAAAGAAGUUCUUCUCCAUAAUAUUAAGAAUGUACUGGAUAAGAUUGAUAUUAGUAUCUCCUAAUCUAGUGAUUCUUUGAAUAAACUAAAAGUUGAUUACUAAAGAGUUCAAGCCUAAUUCAAUGAAAGCAUUCUGAGAGAAAAAGAUCAUUUCAAGAGAAUUAAGGAGUUCGAAGAUGAGUGUGAUAAGAAUGAUGCGAUAAGAGCAACUAUGAAGAAAUGA
This is a messenger RNA of Stylonychia lemnae, 2163 nucleotides long. NCBI's taxonomy places the organism in Eukaryota, Ciliophora, Spirotrichea, Sporadotrichida, Oxytrichidae. The record is from the annotation of a GenBank genome assembly.